This is a messenger RNA of Hydra vulgaris (swiftwater hydra), 2063 nucleotides long. Its product is annotated as E3 ubiquitin-protein ligase RNF180. Gene Ontology annotation, biological process: protein polyubiquitination; positive regulation of proteasomal ubiquitin-dependent protein catabolic process; norepinephrine metabolic process. The record is from RefSeq and is a predicted model, not a curated record. Gene Ontology annotation, molecular function: ubiquitin protein ligase activity; ubiquitin conjugating enzyme binding. Gene Ontology annotation, cellular component: endoplasmic reticulum membrane. Lineage: Eukaryota; Metazoa; Cnidaria; Hydrozoa; Anthoathecata; Hydridae.
UGUCGUCUAUUAUUUAAUUAUUUCGUUAAUUAUUACAUCAUAUAAUAUUCAAAAGUUACGUUACAUUAAUUAGGUUAUUAUAUGAUUAAGUUGAACAUCUAAAAGUCAUGGAUUGUUCCAUGGAUGUGUUUAUGUGUAGAAAAUGCCGAUCAAAAAUUUUUGAAGGGAAAGAUUUACUUCAAAAUCACUUAACAAAUACUAAAUGCUCCCUAUGGUUUUUGCAAUCUGAUGAGAUUCUCCCAUGGGUGAAUGAGUUAGUUAACGAGGCUGAAUGGACCAAAGGUAAGCUUUAUUGCCCAAAUUGUAAAGCUCGAAUUGGAUCUUUUGAUUUUAUAAAUAUAAUACCAUGUGAAUGUGGAGCUGAAACUAUUCCAGCUAUAUACUGUGUAAAAAGCAAGGUGGACCAUAAAAAAUCAAAGAUGCCUGUGAUUGAUUCUCUUACUUCAAAUAAUUUACAUCUUGAUAUCACGGAUAAUAAAAAUAAAGGUUUAGAAAUUCAACCUCAAGAAAUAGGCAUGCAACACAAUUCAAUACUAAGAUUAAAUGAUAGCAUGCAACACAAUUCAAUACUAAGAUUAAAUGAUGGCAUGCAACACAAUUCAGUACUAAGAUUAAAUGAUGAACUUGUUUUUAACCAGUCCCAAACAUUUGAACAGCUUGAACUAAUAGAUAUGAAACCAGUCAAACAUAAAACCUGUACAAACACUGAUGAGUUAACUGAAAGUGGUGAAUGUGAAACUAGUCUAGUAGAACUUUUAUCAUUUGAGAAAGAAAAAUUUUUUGUCUCUAGUUUCCAGCAAGAGAAUGAUAGUUUUUCUUUUGUUUGUAGUAAAGAUUUUUCAUCAAGUUUUUGUAAAAAAAAUUAUCAUAACAAAAUUGACAUUUCUGAAGAUAUUACAUUAUUUCAUCAAACAACAGAGCAGUUUUCAUGUCAAACUUCACAUCAUGAGGUGCUUGAUAAAGCUCCAAGCAAUCGAUCAAAGCGUGUAAUACAUUGCAAAUGUCAUAGUAAAAAGUAUAUAAACUCUUAUUUAACAAAAAGAUCAAAGAAAAAAAACAGAAAAAAAUACACAGAAGAUGAGUUUGUUAAUAUUUCAUACAAUUCUACUUCAACUAAUAAUUUAGUUACAGAUGAUUUUUCACGAUUGGUUUGUUCAAACUGCCUUCAAGUUUUCCGAGAUGAGCCUACAAAAAAUAUAAACAAUGAAAUUUCAGGCAUAAUUGAUUGGGUUGAUGUUGACAACAGUCAAAAAUGUGGUGAUUCAUCUACAAGUAAAACAUCUAAAAUAUAUCAACCAAUUGACUUUAAAGGAGUUUCUGUUUUUGAAAAUGUCAAUCAAGUUUGCAGUAAUGGAGAAACUGUGUUACAUCAUGAGAGAAACGGUAUCGAGGUUGGAUUACAUCAUGAAAGGAAUGAUAGAAAGAGUCAUGAAACAGAAAUUCUUGAGGAGCAUCAAUGUCCAAUUUGUUGGGAUUUGUUCUAUGACCCUUACAAAACAAUUUGCAAUCAUAUAUUCUGCAGUCCAUGCUUGCGACAGCUUAAUAAAUCAACUCACAAAAAACCUCUGUGUCCAUUAUGUAGAAGGCGUAUAUAUUCUGUUACUGCAUGCGAAGAUUUUAAAAAUCAGUUGAAGUCUUUAUAUCCAAAUAUCUACUUGAAGCGUUCUAAAGUCGAGAAUAGGAAUAAAAAUAAUGUGUUUCCUUUACCUUCACCUGCUAACGUAAUGUUUGAAGGCAAUUUAGCAUCGUCUGAUACAUCACGUAUUGUUCAUUACUUGUAUGUGAUCAGGACGUUAUUAAUGGUCCUUUUUAUGUUGGUCUCUUAUCUUCUCAAUGGAAAUCACAGACAAGAACAUAGAAGAUUUGCAAGACAUUUACGUUACGCUUUUUAUUUUGUCUGCUUUUUUGGAAUGCUAGGUACAAUUGUUAUUGCGGGAUUGCUAUUAACACUGUAUACUUAUGAUUUUGCUAAGUGUAUAUUUGGUUUAGUAGUUUUAUAUUUUGUGUUAUCUAAACUUUUAAUGCGCUAUUUUAUUUAAUAGAGAAGUUUUUUAAGCUAUUUA